AUGAUGAUGAUCAUACAGACGUGCUUGGGCUGUCAUGGCGUGGUGUUCUGCAAAUCAAUUCUCCAUGAAUUUGCUGUUAAGACAAAAGCUGAUCAGCCCACUUACUCCACAGAUCAUCUAGAAGGGGUAUCACCCAUGACCCUGUUUGUUUCAUCAGUGUUGUUUUCUGGGAAAACUUAUACUGGUGAAGCUGCAGUAAGUAAGAAGGACGCAGAGCAGAAGGCUGCUCAUGUUGCAGUCAAAUCUAUUUUAGCUACAAAGAAUAAUUGUAUGCAACAAAUUGUCAGAUCGAAGAAACAGCUUAUCAUUGCCAUCACAUCUUCUGGGUUCAACAAAGAAAGAGGAGUUGUAAGCCAGGAAAAAUGCAAUGCUCCAACAAAUGCAAUUACUACUAUCGCUCCUGAAGAUGCUGGUCUAACUGCGGAUCAAGGAGCGACCAUCUUUCAUGAAGAUGAUGGAUCGCAAAAGCGCAAGAAACACAGAAAGGUUUGA
Messenger RNA from Triticum turgidum subsp. durum (durum wheat), 492 nucleotides. Lineage: Eukaryota; Viridiplantae; Streptophyta; Magnoliopsida; Poales; Poaceae. The record is from the annotation of a GenBank genome assembly.